AUGACCGAGCAGAUUGAUGAUCGAUUAUCCUCAUCGAUGGUUUGCUCUUCAGGUCCUCUGGAGUAUCGAUCAGAAACGUUGGAUUUGGAAAUGGUAAAUUUGCAUCAGGCAUUUGCGAGUGCACCUUCGGUUAGGGUUACAGGUGUUCAAGCUCGACGUAAUAGUGAAACUUUAAACCCCACAAAUAUUUCAAUUCAACUUUUAGAUGAAGAAGACGGUACUUUUGUUCUUAAAAUAACCAAAGGCGGUAAAUUGGGAAAAGUGAAUAUGGUUGAAGUAAAAAGUAGAGUGGAUCAUAAGAAGAUCAAAGAAAAGAUAGGCGGUAAAAGAGAAAGUAAAGAUAUAGUUUCUUGGAUAAUUAGAGAAUUAGAAAAAGAAAAUAAUGAAAUAAGAAUUAAUAUAAUUUUAACUUCGAAGGAUACGUUUAACAUUAUUCUACAUGGAUUAAUAAUAGCACUUUUAUUAAUAGAUAAAAAUAAUCAUUUAUAUAUUAAAACUUCAGAAAAGAUUGAAGCUAUGAUUUCAAAAUUAGGAAGAAUCGGUAUUUUAAAUUUUAAAGAAUAUGAAAUGAAGAAUUUAGCUGGUGAACUUUUUGAGAAUCAGGAAAUGAAAGUUAGAAUGACUAGUUCUACCUUAAAACUGAUUGAUGUUAAUGAUUUUGAACAGGCUUUCCUAGGAGAUUAA
Messenger RNA from Rhizophagus irregularis DAOM 181602=DAOM 197198, 684 nucleotides. The record is from RefSeq and is a predicted model, not a curated record. Lineage: Eukaryota; Fungi; Glomeromycota; Glomeromycetes; Glomerales; Glomeraceae.